Polypterus senegalus (gray bichir) is the source of this 2987-nucleotide messenger RNA. It is a transcript of the gene mks1, whose product is annotated as MKS transition zone complex subunit 1. Gene Ontology annotation, cellular component: MKS complex. Gene Ontology annotation, biological process: cilium assembly. The record is from RefSeq and is a predicted model, not a curated record. The transcript has 18 exons. NCBI's taxonomy places the organism in Eukaryota, Metazoa, Chordata, Cladistia, Polypteriformes, Polypteridae. Bases 195 to 1853 code for a protein of 552 amino acids.
UUUUGAUACAUUGGCCGAGAGGGGCGGAAAUAAAUCUUUAGCGUUGUUCAUCGUUGCUAAGCCACUGUCUUUAGCAUUUAUUCACAUCCUUUCUGAACUUUGAGGAGUUAUUGAAUUUAACCGACUUUACAAAAACUGUACAGAGAGGCCCCGCAGGCAUCCUUUUCCCUGUGGGGUCGUACUGCUGAACAGACAUGGCCGUGUAUCGUUCGCAUGACCCAGUGAAAAACCUGAGGAUAAGGGUACGACUCCAGCAUGUCACAUCCACGACUAAUUUUUCACAGCAGAUCCAAGAGCAAGCUGCCCUGUUGCAAGAGAAGGGGAUUAUCGAACUCUCUAGCUUUAGUGCACAGUCUACUGCAGGUGGUCACCAUGAUGACGAGGAAGAUAUUACCAUCAAUUGGCAGGAGAAGCUGUUCAGUCAGUUUGAGGUGGACCUGUUUCGUUUGGAAUCUGCCUGCCAGACCCCCCUGGACCGACAAUAUCAUAAUGAGAUUUUGCGGCUUGAAAGAUCUGGAGGGCGUCAAAAUCGAAGGAUCUUUACAUACACCGAUUAUGACCGCUACACCAAUCUCGAAGAGCACUGCCAAUCAGUGGUCACACCAGAGGAAAGAAAGCCUACAUUCCUUGCAGAGAAAAUGGCCAAUGUUCGACGGAGAAGGCAAGAGCGACGUACCACAGAGGGUGGUAUCCCUAAGUCUGGGCUUGUCGUUUGGGAACCAACCGAAGAGUUUCUGAAGGGCAGCCAUGUCCUUAAUACUCCAGUACAAACGAUGCACAUUAUGGCAGAUCUUGGCCCAUAUGGCAAACUGGGUCUGCGAGAGAAUGAGUAUGUUCUAUGUACCAUCAGAGUGGACAGUAAUGGUGUCAUCACCGUGAAACCUGAUUUCAACAGCAACAAGGAACCUUAUAGGCUGGAGACCGCAGGUGAUAAAAAGGAGCUAUGGAGAUACACUGUGGAGAAUGUGUCUACUGGACUCAAUGCAGAGGAACAAGACCGAGAACAACGUGUUUACAGGGAUCUGUAUUCCCGACACAAAGAAUACCUGAGCAGCCUUGUUGGACAGGAUUUUGAGAUGGUACCACCCGGGACAUUACGUUUGCUCAUCAAUGGAGAGAUCGUUUCUGCUCAAGGUUAUGAAUAUGACAGUCUUUAUGUCCACUUCUUUUUAGACCUUCCUCGCUGCUGGUCAAGCCCACCAUUUCAGCAUCUCUCGGGUGUAACACAGACCUGCAAUACUAAAUCCAAAGGCAGGGAGAAUGUUGCAUACUUUUGCUAUCCUUUUACUUUUGAGGUCCUUUUGCAGCAGGAUGUCACAUUAGACGGAUCUGCUCCACAUUGGCCUGUCCUCUACUUUGAAGUAUUGUCCCUUGGGUACUGGCAACGGUACAGAACAGAGGGCUAUGGCUAUCUGAUCAUCCCUGAUACACCAGGAUGCCACACUGUUGUUUGCUCAACCUGGCGGCCAGUUCAGACUGGCACCGUGACUGAGCUACGUAGGUUUUUCAUAGGAGGGUCCCCUGAAUUGGAGGAUUUGACCUAUGCAAGGAUACCCGGGACUUUUAAGGGGAACAGGCUGAGCCGUUUUGGCUUUCGCAGUGAAACCACGGGUAGUGUGUCAAUUAGACUACACUGCAUUCAACAGUCCAGGGAUUAUAUUGAUGCCAGUGCGUUGAGGAAACAGAGGCAGAGUGUACUUGAUCGACUUGGCAAAUUCGGCCAGCAAGGCACCAUCUACAGCAUUUUAGAGGCCUUUCAGAAGGCACGUCAAAGGAUGCUUGAAGCACAGCAGAGCCUUCCAGGAGACCUCCUUAACACAGCUGGAGCUGUUGAACUUCAAUCCACUGCAUAGUUCAUGAAGUACCCAGUGAUUCUUCCUAACCAGGUGAUGUGUCUACUUAAGAUGGCAUACCCCAGACAGACACCAUAACUCACAAUAAGACCAAUCUGUGUCCCUGUCUUGUAUGUCGAUGACACACAUUGACAAAUUAAAAAAAUUCUGAGAGUAAUAUUGAUAGCUGGUACAGUGCACAUAAUGAACUUUUUUUCACUAAAGGGCCUAGUUUCCAGAAAUGACUAUUUGUGGGAUUAAUUUGGCUGUACUGGAGUCGAGAUAUUGCAGAUGACAACUUUGAUGAAAAUGUUUGCCUUUCUGAGGGAGGCCUGCUCUUUGAAGUACUGUAUACUUACUUGAACACUUUGGAGAACACAUUAUAGACUUGUUUAACGGAUUCUUAUUGUGCAACACACUUUUAAAGGAACUGGCAUUGCAUACAUUUUUUAUGAAACUCUUCAUAAUAUGUAUAUUUUGUAAUUAAAACUACAAUAGUAGUGAAUAUAUUAUAUGUACAGUAUAUUAUGCUGAUUCUAAAUGUAGUUAUAAAGGUGUGACAUUUUUCUCCAGAGAAAUGUCAUUUUGUUACAAAAGUACUAUUGAUCACCUUUUACCAAAACCUUCAAUGUCAUGUUCAGAAAUUGUACAUGAGGGAUUCUGGUGACUACAGAACGAUAACAAUAUCAAUUCAAUGCAUUCUAAGCCCUUCGAGUGCAGCACAUUUGGCAUUCGCCUAUAAUUUCAACAAAGGAUUGACAAACUGUAGCAGUUUGUGAAACAAAAUGCAAGUACAGCUUCCAGAAGAGGAUCCUACCAUGUAUUGUGUAGUAUUAAAUAAAUACUCUCCUAACCCCUCUACCUUAGUGCUGCAUCCACUUGGAAACGACAUUCUUGUUUAAAAAUAAGCAAGUUACUCGAAUGAAGAAAUAUGCCAGCACAGAUUUUCUCUACCCUGAUGAAUAUAUAUUAAGCUACACUUUAAUUUUAAUCAAGACCUGCAAGUUCAUUGCUGAAUCACAGUCAUUUAAGUUAUUUCAUGCAAUCAUUGUUUUAUAUUUUAAUGUAUUAAUGCAUGUAUAGAAAAACAACUUGUGACUUUUUGUUUUUUUACAACUGCUUUAUUUGAUUAACAAAAUAAACUGAAAAACAGUC